AUGCCUCAGUUAUUGCGAAACAUUAAUGGGAUUAUCGAAGCCUUCAGGCGCUACGCCAGGACCGAGGGCAGCUGCACUGUGCUCACCCGGGGGGAGCUGAAAAGGCUCCUGGAACAUGAGUUUGCUGAUGUCAUUGUGGAACCCCACGAUCCUGCCACUCUGGAUGAAGUCCUGCGCCUGCUGGAUGAAGAUGAUACAGGGACUGUGGAAUUCAAGGAAUUCCUGGUCCUGGUGUUUAAAGUUGCCCAAGCCUGUUUCAAGACAAUGAGCGAGAGUCCUGCAAGGGCUUGUGGAUCUCAAGAGUGUAGAAGCCUUCCCACUGGGGCCUCACAAGAGCUGGGGAAAGAACAGAGCAGGAGAGCUGAAGUGGGGCAGGCUAGGGAAGGACAGCAUCAAGAGGGGAGCCAAUGUGGACAGAGCACUCAGGCCUCCAGAGGACAGGCAGGGAUUGGGGCUCAGACCCAUGGUCAGGAUCUUGACCAGGACAGGCAGUCUGAAUCUCAGAGACAAGAGAGACAGAGUCAGCAGACACAAGCUGGGGGACAUGUGCAGCAGACCCAGAGAGUGGGAGAAGCCAAGAGUCACCAGACCAGACAGAGGGAGUCAGAGAGACAGUCACAGACCAGGAAACAGGACAGAACACACCAGACAAGUGACCCAGUGACUGGAACUGGAACUCAGACACAGAGAGAUGCAACCCAGACUGUGGAGCAGGACAGGAGCCAUCAGAUAGGAAGCCCUGGCACACAACCACAGAAGUCCACCCAUGGCCAGACCAGAGGGACUGAGGUCCAUGGUCAAGACAGGAGCCAGACAAGCCAAAUAGUGACAGGAGAACACGUUCAGACACCAGGAGGUGCCACCCGGGCCAUGGAGCAGGAUAGGAGCUGUCAAAAAGGAAGGCCUGGCACACAGCCACAGAAGUCCACCCAUGGCCAGACCAGAGGGACUGAGGUCCAUGGUCAAGACAGGAGCCAGACAAGCCAGAUAGUGACAGGAGAACAUGUUCAGACACCAGGAGCUGCCACCCAGGCCAUGGAGCAGGACAGGAGCAGUCAGAUAGGAAGCCCUGGCACACAGCCACAGGAAUCCACCCAUGGCCAGACCAGAGGGACUGAGGUCCAGGGUCAAGACAGGAGCCAGACAAGCCAGAUAGUGACAGGAGAACAUGUUCAGACCCUGGGAGGUGCUGCCCAGGCCAUGGAGCAGGACAGGAGCCGUCCAAUAGGAAGCCCGGGCACACAGCCACAGGAGUCCACCCAUGGCCAGACCAGAGGGACUGAGGUCCAGGGUCAAGACCGGUACCAAACAAGUGAAGUGGUGACAGGAGAACACAUUCAGACACAAGCAGGGUCACAAACCCAGACACACACCCAGACCAUGGAGCAGGACAGAAGCCAAACUGCAAGUCACAUAGGGGAUAGAGAUGAGGGACAGACCCAGAGGCAGUCAGGCAGUGGUCAAAGAUGGACACAAGUGAGCUUCUAUGAGGCAGGAGAGAGGAAGCUGGGAGGACAGACCCAGGCUGGGUCAAGCACUCUGACAGGCAGACAGGACUGGAGCAGCACUCACCCAAGGUGUACUGUGACAGGUGGGCAGGGAGAGAGAGAACCCACAGUGGUUACCCAGGAGUGGGUGGAUGACCACAGAAGGGAGAUGGUGAUCCCAACGCAGAACCAGGGCAGCCUGCACACUGGCAUGCCUUCAGCCCAGGGCCAGGAGACAGCCCAGCCAGAAGGGAAGCAAGGCCUCACAGCCAGGGGGCUAUAUUCCUACUUCAAGAGCAACAAGCUGUGA
Messenger RNA from Mirounga angustirostris (Northern elephant seal), 1797 nucleotides. RefSeq names its product cornulin (gene CRNN). NCBI's taxonomy places the organism in Eukaryota, Metazoa, Chordata, Mammalia, Carnivora, Phocidae. Gene Ontology annotation, molecular function: transition metal ion binding; calcium-dependent protein binding; calcium ion binding. Gene Ontology annotation, cellular component: cytoplasm. Bases 1 to 1797 code for a protein of 598 amino acids. The transcript is spliced from 2 exons. The record is from RefSeq and is a predicted model, not a curated record. Gene Ontology annotation, biological process: cellular response to cytokine stimulus; regulation of phosphatidylinositol 3-kinase/protein kinase B signal transduction; positive regulation of cell cycle G1/S phase transition.